Molecule: messenger RNA, 1169 nt
Organism: Coffea eugenioides
Lineage: Eukaryota; Viridiplantae; Streptophyta; Magnoliopsida; Gentianales; Rubiaceae
Product: protein MKS1-like
Exons: 1
Coding region: 118-813 (231 amino acids)
Cellular component (GO): nucleus
Source: RefSeq, a predicted model, not a curated record
UCUCAUAUUUUCUUGAAUUACAUAACAAAUUUAUUUUGCCAUUUCCAUCAUCACCAAAAAAGAGCUCCCCUUCCAAAUCAUCCUCAAAUCAUUGACUUAUCCAAGUACAAAUUUUUCAUGACCAUGGACUUUUCUGAUUACUCCUCCGGGAAGUCGCCAAGGCGGGAGCUCCAAGGACCCCGGCCGACACCUCUAAAAGUACGAAAGGAUUCUCACAAGAUAAGAAAACCACCAGUCCCACCACAGCCAUCACAGCCACAAGCACCGCCGCGCCCGCCGGUAAUUAUAUACACAGUUUCUCCCAAGGUAAUUCAUGCAAACCCUAAUGAGUUCAUGACUCUAGUGCAACGUCUCACGGGUCCAGACUCCACAUGUUCUUCAUCCACGGUUGUGAACUCAGAAGUGUCUUCAUCUUCUUCAAGUUUUCAAGAUUUCAGUGGGGCAAUAUCGCCAGCAGCCCGCUUUGCAUCCAUAGAAAAAACUAAGGCUCCUUUAGGCAAGAACAAGCCACAAGUUAGUGAAAAUGACAUAUCAGUGGUAGAAGGGAUGGAGUUGAUCAGUGGUGAGCUAGAAAGAUCAAGUGGGCUUUUUCCAGGGAUUUUAUCGCCAAAUCCAGCUUCCCUACAGCCUAUUCCAUCCACUUUUUUCUCUCCUCCAUCUGAUCCAAAUCCUUUAGGGUUUUUUCAUGAUUUAAGCCCUGUAUUACACAGCAACAAGAAUUAUGCAGAGAACAGCUUUCUGUUUAGUCCUUCAACUUUUAUUUCCCCAAAUACCCCAAAUCUAGACCUUUUCAAUAAUCUUUUCGACCUUUGAUUAACCCCUAUAGUACCAUGUAGAGAAGCACAAGUAAACACAGGUAUAGAAAGGUAGAAAUCUGCUUUCUGGUUUAUUUGUUCCUACUUGGAAUUUGAAGAUGAGCCUGAAAGAGAAGAAGACUUUUUUCUUUUUUUUUUUUUGAAGGAAGAAAGAGAAGAAGAUUUGAUGAAUUGGGAUUUCAAUGCCUAGCAAGUUAGGAUUCUGAUUGAGGUUUUUACUUGCUCUCAUUGAAGUUGAAUAGAAAACUACAAGUCAGCAUUGAUUGGCUGGAUUACGUUGUCUGUUUGUCUUUGUAGUCAUCUUAGUUUAUACACGAUUUUUUGCCAUAUACUUUCUGGAAUGUAAUUUUUGCA